AUGAGCGACUUUCCACCUCCAGGGACUCCUAUAAAGACAAGGGGUUUCAGAGAGGUGUGCGAGGUCGAUGGGCGUACAUUCUUCAAGAAGAAAGGUGCACAGGAGUGGACCGAGGACACUUCUAAUCCAGAUGAGUUGAAGCCACCCGUCGAAAACCCCCAUCUCUAUCUCUACCUCGUCCAAGCAAAACAAGCCCCCGGAGAGCCAAACCAUUGGGCAUUGUUCCUUGCCGACGAAAACGAGCCGGACUACGGUUAUAUUUAUCAAGUCACCGGAGAUGCAGCGGACAUGAAAUACGAGCCGUCGGCUGCAAAGAUCAAUGUUAUGGAUACGGGCCUGGGCCUCUGUUCAAAUGUCUAUACACUGGCUGUUGUGUCUCAGGAACAGGCUAGGGCGGCGAGACUGGUGAAAGAGGCUGCAGAUUCGGAGCCUCCCCCACAAGCGGAAAAUCAUAAGGCUGUUACGGAGAAUUGUCAGGGGUGGACGGUGCGUGUUAUCGAGAAGCUGGUUGAAGAGAAGAUUGUUAUGCCUCAAAAGCUUGAAGUGGUAAGGUCUUUGAUGCAGGAAGUCUGA
This is a messenger RNA of Penicillium coprophilum, 573 nucleotides long. RefSeq lists its product as uncharacterized. The record is from RefSeq and is a predicted model, not a curated record. The transcript has a single exon. NCBI's taxonomy places the organism in Eukaryota, Fungi, Ascomycota, Eurotiomycetes, Eurotiales, Aspergillaceae. The coding region runs from base 1 to 573 and encodes 190 amino acids.